AUGGUCAUUAAGCUAGCGAAUAGACCGAUUUUGUUCUUAUGGACGCUAUGUUGUAUACUCAGAUUUUGUGUCCCAGAUUCAAGCUAUAACUCAUCAUUUACACCAGAUCACAUACGAUAUCUCAAGAGUGAAACCACGCAGUUAUUCCAACAUGCAUGGAAGUCGUAUAUGGACUAUGGGUUCCCCUUUGAUGAAGUACGACCAAUCAGUUGUGAGCCAUAUGGACCUGAUUAUCGAGAUUACUCUAACACCGUGAGGAAUGAUGCAAUGGCAAAUAUUUCACUGACAUUGUUGGAUAAUAUUGACACAUUGAUAAUCAUGGAGCAAUGGGAUGACUUGGAGUUUGCACUAAGAUAUCUUAGGGAUAAUCAAGCUGAUUUUUUCAAUCAAGAUGCGAUUGUUCAAGUGUUUGAAACGACAAUUCGGUUCUUGGGUGGAUUGUUGAGUGCUCAUUUGAUUUUGACGGAUGUGACUAACAAAGACAUUGCACUACCGUCAUCAUAUGAUAGACUUAGGAAAAUUUCUGCAAACUAUGAUGGUUUCCUAUUGGAUAUGGCCUAUGAUCUAGGCCUUAGACUUAUACCAUCAUACAAGACAAAGACAAAUAUUCCCUUCCCACGAAUCAAUUUGAGAACGGGGUUGAAAAAAGUGCCACCUUCUUUACAAAAAGACGUGUGUACGUCAGGUGUGACGACACCAGUAUUGGAGUUCACUUUACUUUCUCGAUUAACUGGCGAUUUCCAAUUCGAAUACUACACGCAACAAUCAUUUUGGAAACUUUGGUCGUCUAAACUGGCUUUGAACUUGAUGCCAAUGUCUAUAGACCCAUUCUCAAAUCAAUGGAAAGAUACAAUAACAGGAAUUGGAGCAUCUAUUGAUUCCUUUUAUGAAUAUGCAGCCAAGUCAGCCAUUAUUUUUAAUGAUGAUGCAAUGUGGUCGGUCUUUCACACUUCUUACAAAGCAUUACUCACUCAUCUGGCACAAGUGAAUCAUGAUACGAUGAUAUUUCCCAAUGUGGGAACCGAGGAUGGUGUUAUUUUUAGUGAUUGGAUAGAUUCGCUAGGAGCCUUUUGGUCCGGAUUACAAGUAUUGACUGGCCACUUGACUCAUGCAAUCAGGACACAUGUAGUGUAUUUGAAAAUAUGGGACUAUUUUGAUCUGAUUCCUGAGAGAUGGAUCUAUGUUCACCAUAAUAGAAACAAGAGGAAAAAAUUCAAAGCUGAUGAUUCAAUUGCAUUGGAAUGGUAUCCUUUAAGACCAGAGUUUAUUGAAAGUACCUAUUAUUUAUAUCGUGCAACAAAAGAUCCAAUGUAUUUGCAUAUAGGAGAAAGAAUCCUUGAUUUAUUCAAUACUAAAUUCAAAGCUGAAUGUGGAUUUAGUGGAAUACAAAAUAUCAAAACUGGAGAACGACAAAAUAGAAUGGAAACUUUUGUCUUGGGAGAAACUUUAAAGUAUUUGUAUUUGUUAUUCGAUGAGGAAGAUGAGGUGUUUCUUCAUAGACCUGAGUUGAUGGGCUCAAAGAAUUGGGUAUUUUCAACUGAAGCGCACCCAUUGUGGUUCCACAAAGGUUUGAGUAAAAGGCGAAGCUCUCAAUUCAAUGCCUACGCAGCUGGCGUUAUUCCCAGUGAUAUAACUGAUGAACAAUUCACACCAGCAAUUAUCAGAAAUACCACAGUUCGAAAGUCUCGCAUGUAUGAAAUUCCAGGUCAUGAUACAAUACCGUAUGUUGGAAAAAAAGACCCAUUUUCUGACCGAUUCGAUACAUGCGAAUUGAACCCAUUGGUGAAAAGUACAAAUGGCCUUCUUAAAUCGAGUUAUUACAAUUGGUCGAAUUUAUUUGGGGCGGAUUUUGUAUAUUCCAAGUCAUUAAUUAAGCCACUGUACGCCAACAAAACUAAUUUGGAUGGCAGUUAUAUCGAAUUGAGUCGAUCGUUCUUUGAUAAGUUUACCACUUUUGAUACACCACUAACUUCCAAAAGGAUGCCAUCAACAACUAGUUAUGAAGUGUUUUGGGGAGAUAUAAAGGAUUCUGGUUUUGCCGAGGUGUCGGAGUUGACAUUUAUCGGACAAAACACAACCGAGUCCAUCAUCUUGCCUGGUGAUUUAUGGGUUCCAGCUUUACUGGGAUUGAGAAUCAUGGUGGAAGAGUUGAAAUUGGGCUCAAUUGAAUCAAGAAAUGUUGUAGUUAUGGAAGAACAUAUUCUGCGCAUUCAAGAUGAUAGCACCAACGAUAAUUCCAUAAAGAUGGCUCCCGAUACUAUAUUGAGGAUCAGGAGAAUCAAUGGGGUAGAAGUCAAACAGGGAGCUAUAAUUUGGACAUUGCCGUUUGAACCUAGUCCAGGGGAUAAAGGUGAAAUCCGUAUUACUAAAGAAGGGCGCAUUGUCAUACAAGGAAAUGUUGUCGAGAACUUGAUUGUAUGGUAUGGAUAG
Messenger RNA from Lodderomyces orthopsilosis Co 90-125, 2430 nucleotides. RefSeq names its product alpha-1,2-mannosidase MNL1. The transcript has a single exon. Gene Ontology annotation, biological process: endoplasmic reticulum mannose trimming; mannose trimming involved in glycoprotein ERAD pathway; carbohydrate metabolic process. Bases 1 to 2430 code for a protein of 809 amino acids. The record is from RefSeq and is a predicted model, not a curated record. Gene Ontology annotation, cellular component: membrane; endoplasmic reticulum. Gene Ontology annotation, molecular function: calcium ion binding; mannosyl-oligosaccharide 1,2-alpha-mannosidase activity. Lineage: Eukaryota; Fungi; Ascomycota; Pichiomycetes; Serinales; Debaryomycetaceae.